AUGCCCCCCUAUUGCCCAGGAGAUAUUUCCACAAUCCAGGAUGUUUUUCCAUUAGAAAAUAAACCUGUUAGGGAAACUGGAAACUCAUCUCGACAGUCACCAGAAUUUUUUUCCACUAGAAAAAGCUUGGAUUCCAGUUGGGAUCAAACCCUCAGCUACAUGCACCAGGGACAGGGGCUGCAGCUACAGAAGCUUGAAGCCAGUCUCUUGACUCAGGAAAAAGGGUCUCUGAUAACCCUCUCAUGCUUUUCCCACCGGGUUGUGUGCCAAGUGAUCAGUGAUGCUGACCAAAAUAACUCUGUCCAGGACAAUGGGACUUUGGAUUACUCUUGGAUAACUCAGCUGGAAAACAAUUAUGGAUUCUACAUUGGCUUGGGCUUGGCUGUCUUCUCUAGCUUCCUCAUUGGAAGCAGCAUCAUCCUCAAGAAGAAGGGGCUUCUACGCCUGGUGGAGAAGGGAGGCACCAGGGCAGGAGAUGGAGGCCACGGCUACCUAAAGGACUGGCUCUGGUGGGCUGGCUUGAUAACUAUGGGUGGAGGGGAAGCUGCCAACUUUGCUGCCUAUGCCUUUGCUCCUGCAACUAUUGUCACACCCCUGGGGGCUCUGAGCGUUCUCAUAAGUGCCAUCCUGUCCUCCUAUUUGCUUGGAGAACGGCUCAACCUGCUGGGAAAGCUGGGCUGCAUGCUCAGCCUGGUGGGCAGCACUGUGAUGGUGAUACAUGCCCCAGAGGAUGAGGAGGUCACCACUCUAGAUGAAAUGUGCUCUAAGCUGAAAGAGCCAGGUUUCCUCGCUUAUGCUGCGAUCCUCUUGGCUCUCUGCUUCCUCCUGAUCUUCUACCUCGCACCCCAAUAUGGCCAGAGGAACAUCCUCGUCUACCUCACCAUCUGCUCUGUUAUUGGGGCCUUCUCAGUGUCCUCCGUCAAGGGCCUGGGUAUUGCCAUCAAGGGCUUCUUUGCUGGUCAGCCUGUGUUGCAGCACCCACUGACAUGGAUCCUAAUCAUCACGCUGGUGGCAUCCAUCACUACACAAAUUAACUACCUCAAUAAGUCGCUAGACAUUUUCAACACCUCUUUGGUGUUUCCCAUCUACUAUGUGCUGUUCACCACCAUCGUCAUCACAACUUCCAUCAUCCUCUUUAAGGAGUGGGUCACCAUGACUGUAGUCGACAUCAUUGGGACAGUUUGUGGCUUCCUCACCAUCAUUUUGGGGGUGUUUUUACUCCAUGCCUUCAAAGAUAUGGACGUCAGCUUAGGGAAUCUACCACAAGUCCUCCAGAGUGGACAGGAAGCACCAGUCAUCCGAGAUGACAAGAACAUCCUGAUAGAGGUGGACAAUGCCAGCAUCGCCCCGGAGGAUAAACCCAAAGUAUUCAUAAUCUACACUUGGUGGUUACAUGCAAGGGUCUAG
Messenger RNA from Chaetura pelagica (chimney swift), 1407 nucleotides. RefSeq names its product NIPA-like domain containing 4 (gene NIPAL4). Bases 1 to 1407 code for a protein of 468 amino acids. Gene Ontology annotation, cellular component: membrane. Gene Ontology annotation, molecular function: magnesium ion transmembrane transporter activity. Gene Ontology annotation, biological process: magnesium ion transport. The transcript is spliced from 6 exons. The record is from RefSeq and is a predicted model, not a curated record. Lineage: Eukaryota; Metazoa; Chordata; Aves; Apodiformes; Apodidae.